Molecule: messenger RNA, 853 nt
Organism: Austrofundulus limnaeus
Lineage: Eukaryota; Metazoa; Chordata; Actinopteri; Cyprinodontiformes; Rivulidae
Product: perforin-1
Exons: 3
Coding region: 326-718 (130 amino acids)
Biological process (GO): T cell mediated cytotoxicity; immunological synapse formation; defense response to virus
Cellular component (GO): membrane
Molecular function (GO): wide pore channel activity
Source: RefSeq, a predicted model, not a curated record
AAAAAGAACUCUUUUUACUUUAGGUUCAACUGAUAACUAUAAGAUGUUCUGGAGGGCGGUCCAGCUGGGACCUGGACCGCCCUCCUGUAAUGUGACGGUGCUGACUGCUGCUCCACCGAGCAGCYGGACCUGAUGUUGAGAGGGACCAGCAGCCCCCCAGCACCAUGAGGUUCUGUUUGGUUAUGUAAUGCUGGGAACAGAGCAGACUGGACAGUUUUAUCAGUCUGAUAGGAGUCUUUAAAUACAGCCAACAGGUGUGGACCACCCAGACCUGAAGGUCCAACUCUGAAGCUCUGGUGACAUCAUCAUCAUCAUCAUCAUCAUCAUGACCUCCAACCUCUCGCUCCUCCUGCUGGUCCUGUCCAGUCUCAGCGUGGCUCAGGCUCAGCUCCGGCUGUUCAACCUGCAGGCCACCGGUCUACCCUGGGACAUACUUGGGAUCACCGACGGCUACGUGAAGGUGUUCUGCGCUGCGGCCAGUCUGGGUAAGACCUCGAUCCGUUGGGACACGGUGAACCCCUGGUGGGACGAGGAGUUCACCCACUUUCAGGCUCAGGAGAACGACGUCCUGAGGCUGGAGGUCUACGACAGCGACCUGGUUUUCGACGACCUGCUGGGGGUCUGCCAGCGUCAGAUCAAGUCAGGCAGCCACAAACACGACUGCUAUCUGGAAAAAGGAGGCACCCUGCACUAUGAAUACACACUGGGCUCUCAGUAGGUCUGUGGAAACGUCUCGUCAGGAUCCAUGCAAACUGAACCAGAAUGACACGUGGUCCUGAGAGACUAAAGCCAAACUGUAGGCCGCUGUUCCUCUGUCACCACUGUCAGGAAGUAAUAAAGUCUCCUGCAACCA